AUUAAUAAUGUGAAACCGAAUUGAAAAUAAAACUGUAUUUUAUUUAAAAAAAUUAAGAUAUUACUUUUUCUUCUUAAACACAAAAUACAUUUAUGGUUAUUUAAACCGUAGAUGAAGUAACACUUGUGUAGGAGGAACUUUCAGCUUGGCACGUCGUAAUUUAACAAAGAGUUUAGUACUUUUAUGGUUAUUUAAACCGUACAUGAAAUAACACUUGUGUAGAAGGAACUUCCAGCUUGGUACGUCGUAAAUUAAGAAAGAGUUAAGAUUUUCCAAGAAGAAAAAUGAUGUAUAAAUGCAUAGCGUGUGAUAUGAUUUUUCAUGACAAACAUUUAUUUCUUUCUCAUCAAGUAAAUCAUACAUUGGAAGAACAUCGAUGCAAAAUCUGCCUACAGGGAUUUUUAAGAGAAACACAUUUAGAAAAACACAUAAAUGACGUCCACCCAAAAACGAAAUCUUAUAUUUGUGAACGAUGCUCUCGAGGUUACAAAACUAAAAAGAUUUUGCUUGCUCAUCUGAAAAUUCAUGCAAAAAAACCGUAUAAAUGUACAAUUUGUCCUGCAGAUUUUGCAACUGAAGAAACACUAUUGCAGCACUACAGGGGACACGAAUUUUUAGUACCUCCCACUCAAUUCUUGAAACAACAAUCGAUGCAAGCUGGUCCUUCUACUCAAAACGUGCAACAACCAUGGAUGCAAGCUGAUCCUUUUACUCAAAACGUGCAGGCAGCAUUGAUGCAAGCUGAUCCUUCUACUCCAAACGUGCAGGCACAAUCGAUGCAAGCUGAUCCUUUUACUCAAAACCUGCAAGAGCCGUGGAUGCAAGAUGAGUUUUUUAUUCAAAACCUGCUGGACACAUGGAUGCCAGCUGAUGCUACUACUUUAAACGUUCAGGCACCAUGGAUGCAAGCUAAUUUUUCUAGUCAAAACGAGCUGGGACUAUCCAUGCAAGUUGAUCAUUCUAGUCAAAACGUGCAACAACCGUGGAUGCAAGCUGAUCCUUCUACCCAAAACGUGGAGGCUUUAUUGAUGCAAGCUGAUCCUUCUACUCCAAACGUGCAGGCAGCAUUGAUGAAAGCUGAUCCUAAUACUCUAAACGUGCAGGCACCAUCGAUUCAAGCUGAUCCAUCUACUCAAAACCUGCAAGAGCCGUGGAUGCAAGAUGAUUUUUUUAUUCAAAACCUGCUGGACACAUGGAUGCCAGCUGAUGCUACUACUCCAAACGUGCAGGCACCAUUGAUGAAAGCUGAUCUUUCUACUCAAAACGUGCAACAACCAUAGAUGCAAGCUGAUCCUUCUACUCAAAAUCUGCAGGAGCCAUGGAUGCAAGCUGAUCCUUUUACUCAAAUCGUACAGGUACCAUGGAUGCAAGCUGAUCCUUCUAGUCAAAACGUGCAGGAACCAUGAAUGCAAGCUGAUCCCUCUACUCCUGACUUUUAAGAACCAUGAAUGCAAUAGAAGCUUUAACUAAAAAACGUGCAAGAACCAUCGAUUCAAGCCGGACGUCACUCAAUAAUUUGGCAUUUGAUGCACAAUGAACGGUAAAGAUCAACAAUGUGUAAAUAGCUCCGAAUAGAAGAAAACAGUAAAAGAAAAAUGUUGGAAUAAUUGUAACUUCUGCUUUAGUUGUCGAUUGUAACAGGUAAUUUUUUUUUUAACUUUAAUGUAAUUCAGAAAUUUUUUCUAUAAUUUUAAUUCCUAUUAUUGUUACGUUUUGCUGAUAAAUUUCUGAAAAUGCUGUUAAAUCUAAAAUAAUUGUUUUUAUAAAUUUUAAAUAGUGUCUUUAUUGAUUUUUAUCCACGGAAAAUCUCUGUACGUUAAGACUAUAGCACUAGAAGUUUGCAACUCAGGACUACAGAUAAAUAUGUACAGUAUUUUACAAUUGUUUGUUUUACUUUUCUUCAAUUAGUAAACUUAAAUUUUGGUGCAUUAUGGAACGCGAUCAACCUUCUGUUAUUAUCACCUGUUACAUAAAAUGUUAUUUUCCGUAUGCCAUGUCCAUUACGAAAUGUGAGAUGAUGUCUAAAAUGUACAGUAUAUGCAAUUUCGACCAACUCUUUUUUCAAAUUUUAUUUAAAUUUACUAAUAUACAAAGACGUAAUAUCAGAAAGUUCAUUUUACAUUUAAAAAAUAUAUAUAUAUAUAUAUUUAAAAUAUAGUAAAACGUAGCAAUAGGUGCGUUUUGUGUUCAUUUCAUAACAGCUAAAAAUUACGGGGGAAGAAUAAAAUG
Messenger RNA from Centruroides sculpturatus (bark scorpion), 2229 nucleotides. RefSeq names its product zinc finger protein 384-like. NCBI's taxonomy places the organism in Eukaryota, Metazoa, Arthropoda, Arachnida, Scorpiones, Buthidae. Gene Ontology annotation, biological process: regulation of transcription by RNA polymerase II. The transcript has 3 exons. Gene Ontology annotation, molecular function: DNA-binding transcription factor activity, RNA polymerase II-specific; RNA polymerase II transcription regulatory region sequence-specific DNA binding. The record is from RefSeq and is a predicted model, not a curated record. Gene Ontology annotation, cellular component: nucleus. Bases 285 to 1280 code for a protein of 331 amino acids.